CAAGUAUAUUUGUGGAUUUGUGGAAGCCACAAGGAAAAAAAAAUCCCUGUAGAAAUUGUAAUGAUCCACCCUUAAGGAGAAGGAAGCACCUAAGAUUUUUGCUCAUUGGACAGGAGUGACAAAAGUCAGAGGGUCCACUAAAGGUCAGAAAGUUUUAUUAGUCAUUUUCACACUUGGCCUGGGCUUUGUUGGGAGUUCCUUUCUGGGGAUAUGUUUCUUCACCCCAAAGGUAUAUUUCUUGCCCUCUGCUCCGGUCAAAGCUUGUUCUUUCUCAUGGUGUGUCCAUACCAGUAGCCCUUGGUUACCACCAACAGUUCUUCUGUGUUACUGCCAGCAGUCCCUGGUUGGCUCCAGAGCCAUGUGGUUAUCAGUGUUUGAGACAUGCACAUUAGCCCCUUGUCUUCUGGGAGUCGAGCUCCGAGGGUUUCACUUUGGACCACUGUUUAUAGAGUCACAAGAAGAAUGGGCUUUAGUGACAGUAAUUUUCCAUCCUGACUGCAAUUUGAGUUGGUAACUUUCUCUGAAUUUUCAGUAACAAAUAAACUAUUCCACUUGGGUUGUUAUUCAGGCAAGAAAAAGAAGUUUGUUAUAAAACAGGAGUUCAUUAGAUACCUGUUAGUUCCUGGCGACAGUGGUGAGCCUCAAGAGAGGCUUAGUCCAGUGCAGUUGGUUCAAGCUGAGGCCUGGUUAAUAUUUGAGAUCACAGUGUGGCCUGGAUGCUCCAUUACAAUUCACCCCACAACUGAAGUCAGCUUCCCUGGGCCUCUAGAGUUUGCAACUAUUGUUAUUCCUUGGAAAUGUAAUAUCUGUAAGAAAAAGGGAGCUUCAAUUGGAUGUGUAACUCCUAAAUGCAAACGAAGUUAUCAUUUUCCUUGUGGGUUACAAAGGCAAUGCAUUUUCCAGUUUAUGGAAGACUUCAGAUCUUACUGUUGGGAACAUAGACCAGUCCAAGAGUUUAUGGAUAAAGAACAUAGAGGAGCUUCACAGUGCACAAUAUGCCUGGAUUUGGUUGAACAUCUUCCAGUGUUCGCUGUAUUGAAAAGUCCAUGCUGUAAAAAUGCUUGGUUUCACCGAGAAUGCUUACAGUAUCAAGCUUUGAGUGCUGGGAUAUUUUUCUUUAGGUGCACAGUAUGUAAUAACAAGGACAAAUUUCAAAAAGAAAUGUUGAGAAUGGGCAUACACAUUCCAGAAAAGGAUGCAUCUUGGGAACUUGAAGAAAAUGCAUAUCAAGACUUACUGCAUUGUUAUCAACACUGUGAUGUUAAAAAAUGUCUUUGCAAGAAAGGAAGAGACUAUAAUGAACCUGAUAGUAAAUGGGAAAUAAAGCGUUGCCAGUACUGCGGUUCUCGUGGGACUCAUUUGGCCUGUUCAUCCAUGAAGUCAUGGGAGCAAAACUGGGAGUGCAUGGAAUGCAGAAGUAUCUUUGCAAAAUCAGGGAAGUAUAGCAAACAGAAAAAGCGUGCUUUGGCUACCUCUGAAAAGACAAAUGGAACAACUUGUUUGCUGGAAGAGCCACCUCUGAAGUCCCCUCGGCAGUCAUCUGGAUCUCCACGCAGUUUUCUACUCCAAUCACCAAAGAUAAUGUGCCAGAACUUGUCACCUUGCUCACACCUAGAACAGCCAGCAUCCAACAGAGUGACAAUGUCCCUAUCUCCAGUGAUGUCAAAGAGGAACUGGUCCCUGAGGCAUUUAAGACAGCAAAGAAAGGAAGUUUCUAAUAUACUGAAGGAGUUAAAGGUACAAGUUAAAACAAAAGCAACAAGACUUAACAUCAAUGCAGAAAAUUGUUGGAGUAGUGCUUUAAAAGGAUUUAGACAGCGCAUCUUCAGUCCUACAAACACUAUUGAAGUAAAUUUCUCAAACUGCAAAAAUAGAUCAAAGACAAAUACUUCUGCUGUAUCAAAACACCAUUUCUUCCAGUUAUUAAUGCUUCACCUUCAGAAUUCGUCAUUGUUUGAGGGCUCUUCUGGAAAGAACUUGUCCUUUGAUUUUCAAGCUGUAAAAGAAAAUCUUUAUUUUGAAGCUGGUAAAAUGAUUGCUGUUUCUCUGGUUCACGGUGGUCCACCUCCUGGUUUCUUUUCUAAAACACUGUUCAGUUGUCUUGUCUAUGGUCCAGAGAAUGUGAAGCCAGCUUUGGAAGAUGUUGCUGAUGUUGAUGUAGCACAAACAAUAAAAAUGAUAAAAUAUGCAAAUAGUCUGUCCAGCCUACAGUCUACACUACAAGACUGCUGUGAAUGCCUCGCUGCUGCUGGAUGUUUAAGACCUGUAACAGCUUUGUGUGAUAAGAACAUGCUUGUGAAUGACAUACUGAUCUAUCAUGUAAUCAAGAGAAUUGCUUUACCCUUAGAAAGUUUUAGGCAGGGUUUGAAAACACUUGGUGUUCUAGAGAAAAUGCAAAAGCACCCACAUGUGUUCUCUAGCAUAUUUUGCCACAAACCUGACAGACUUUCAGCGGAAACUGUUUGCGAUCUCUUUACAAUCCAUUCCUCAUCAGACGAAGGUGCUGAUUUUUGGAUGGGCUAUCUGCAAGAUGUGGAAAGUGGUGACUCCCUAGUGACAUUGGAGGAUAUUCUGCUUUUUGUAACAGGCUCCUAUUACAUACCAUCUGUUGGUUUUGAUCCUGAACCUACUCUUAAAUUUUUGCGUAUAAGGUAUCCCAUUGGAAACAGACUUCUUAAUUGCUUAGAACUUCCUAUAACAAAGACAUAUCAGCAGUUCAAAAAUAAAAUGGAGCUCACCAUCAGAAACACACUAAGGGUUGAAAGGGAGUAUUUUUGCUAUUAAACUGAAUGUUGUAAAUUUGAGUUUUCUGUGGGAACAUCUGCUUUCAGUUCGCUACUGUAUUUUUGGACAACGUGCUUUUAGUAUUUUCUAACCUUUCCUCCAAAAUUAUGCUAAAAGUUGUAAUGUUAUGAGAUGAAAAACAAUUUUCAAAUGAAAAAAACUUUAUCUCCUGAAUAAUUUUUUUUGAAGUUGACUUUAAGAGUCCUACAUCUCUUGCAGAAGUAGUUUAAAUGUCAGCUUUUGCUGUAGACAGGUAUGAAAUGUUUACCACACUCUGUAACAGGUAAGUAUGUGGAUUGUAUCAAAUACUUAGGUAACUUAUUUAUCAAAAACAAACCAAGUACAUUUUGAAGAUAAUUGCUGAAGAGCAUUGUCUUGCAUAAAACUGUGAUGCAGUUUUUCAGUUCUAUGUGUAUUUUUUCAGUAAUUGUUUUGUAUUGAUUCAUUUACAUUCUGAUGGUUCAUAAAAACCUAGGAAAAUCAAAAUACUUGUAGAUUUAUGGUCAUUGUGGCUAGUGCAUUGAAGGUCUGGAGAAAACAGGUAAAAUAAUACAGCAUAAGAACAAAAUUCAGUUGAACUUGUGUCUGUUUUUAAACAAAAUUUUUGACAUUUGCACAUUUCUGCAUUCUACUGUCAUACAUUAAUUUUUAAUUACUCAUAGAGUCAAAAUAGUAAAAACCAGAAGGAAAUAUUGAACAUGCAACAAUAAGUGGUCUUUCAAAGGGAAAUAUAGGAGUUGGACUUAAUGUUGAGUAUGAAAGAAUAAAAGUUCAUUGCUCAUUAAAGCAUGUUAACUUGUCUUCCAUUAAAGUAUUUUCAUUUGACCAUGCACUAAAACUCUCUGUUAAAUUAAAGGCAGUCUACUAUCAAGCUUGUCUUGGCCUGACACUUUUCUAGCUUUGAUUCUAAAUUCUUCCAGUUCAGUUGUAGGCACAUUCUGGACACUGUAUAAAAUUUAUCUUAGUGCUCCAGUAAUUUGUGCAAAUGGCUGGGCUAUUAAGCUGUAAAAUAUAAGUAGUGAAAUUCCUAUAUAGCAACACUUUAAUGUUGCUAAUGCUAAAAUUAUGACAUUAAAAGGACAUUUAAAUACGUUCUUUUAAAAUGUAUGCUGCUCUCUGUUUUGAAAUUAUACUAUUUCCUUCUGUUAGUUUUGACCACCUGUGCUAUAUGUCCUUAAUGUAAGCUGUGCUAUAGUUGUAAUAUAGAUACAUAUGUAUCUCUAUGUGUCUAUGUGUAUGCACAUUCUUCAAAGUAUUGGAAAGUAAUCAUACACUUUUAUUAAUGUAGCUUGGUUUGAAUUGAAAAUAUAAGCAGGAUUGCUUUACAUUUGAAUUCCUUGGAAGGAAGUAUAUCCACAGUAAUUAUAAAUUGAUAGGUGCUUCUGAAAAAAUAAUAGAAAGUCUAAGGAAAUCAUUGCAAGUCUUUGAUCAGACAUUUCUCAUUACUAAUGCCUAAAACAAUCCAAUCUCAUCAGUCUUGUCAUAAUAAAUUUAAGAAUAUUAGAAAUUAAGACAGGAUUAACAGUAGGUUCUGCUUGUUGGCCAAAAACAUAUUCAAGUUUCCAUUAAAAUAAACAUAUCAUCUCUUGGAAAAUGUAAUUUGACUUGUUUACAUACUAAGUAUUUUCUCAGUGUCUUCUGUUCUCCAGUAAUAUUGUGUGUUUCUGAUCUUUGCAUAAUUUUUGACUCUCAUUCUGCCAAUAAAUUCUUUGUAUUCUUAGCCUUCACAUUAUAGGAAGAGUGGUUGGGUACAAAUUUGUUUACAUGAUAAGGAUUCAUAUUGUAUGUUUGUGUUUUAAAAAUAUAAUGAGUUUCCUGCAGAAAUAAUGUUAUACUUUAAAAAUUAGUGCAGUAUUUGUUUUUCUUGCCUAGCUAAUGAUAAAUGUGUUCUGUAAUGUUAUUCUUCCAUUUGAGAAUUACAGAUUUUACAAAAGUAGCAAGCAGUGUGAGUAAUUUUCAAGGACGAGGACUUUUGGUACCUGCAGUGACAAGAGAAAUUGUUCAAAAUCUGGAACCAAAUAAACAGCAUUUUAAAAACUUCAAUGGAGAAAGAAAUAAAACAAUGUGAACAUAAGUCUUCAAAACAUACCUGAGAUUAUAGAGUUCACGUCUUUUACUGCUGAAUACUUUUGAACUCAGCAGUUAAAAGGCUUUUAUAUAAAUGUAGAACUAACCUAUAUGCCAGGUGUAAAAAAUAUCAACUUUAAAACUAUCUGCUAUACAAUGCUAUAUCCAAACACUGAAUUUGUAAAACGAGUAAAAACAUAGCAUGUAAUAUUGCUUGAAAGGGUUUUUCUUGCACAGAUUUUGUUCCCAUUGUGUAAUACUGACAUGUACCUGUUCAGGACAAGUUGUCUUUUCCUUUUCUGUUGAUUUGAUCAGCUCUAUCUAGACAGUCCAAUAUAAUACUUCAUAUGUUCAAGUUGUAUUCCUGAAUGGUGCUAUGGAAAGGAAUUUUCUCAUAUUCAGCAUUUAUUUGUAUAGACCAGUCACAAAUUUGAACUGUUCAUUAGAAUUCCAUUGAAUAAGCUAACUUCCAGGCAGAAUUGCCUGCCUUGUCUUGACAUUGUAAGAGCAAUUUAUAUAGCUGUAAGGACCCUAGGUUUUUUAUUGUUGUAGCAGAUCACUGAAAUGCAAUAUUAUGGGGUAGUUUUCAUUUUACAUAAACAUAGCCUGAGGCACACCUGAAAGCAGGCUGCUUACUUUCAGUAUUUCUGUAACACAGGGAGAAUAACUGUGUGUGGAUCAGUUGUGUAUUAAAUAUAUUCUUAUAGAAACUGCAUCUUUUAUAAGAUUUGUCAGCAUCAUGAAAGAACUUAUUGCAGUCCUUUUUGUGUUUGGCCAAAAAACUUCACCCCACAGUUUCUGCAUCAAACAGUUUCAAUCUGGAAUUGGCACAUCAAAUAAGCUAUAAUUUUCUACUAAAUGGUAAUAUAUUUAUAUUAGUGGUCUUAAUAUGGUCUCCUUAAUGUAGAUGUAACCAAAAACACCAUCAAGUAUUUUACCUCUAUGUUUGAAAAACCAAGGAAUAAGAAAUUUGUGACUUGCUUUUUUACCCACUCAGAGGAUGCUUGUCAUAAAAAGCUGUUAGCUUUUUUAGCUGAAUGAAGAGUGAAAUAUAGUCCAACGGAGAAAAAAUUUGUUCAUACAAAAAGUCUAAACCAUUGUGUGCUGUACCUUUGAUUAUUUUCAUUAACAUGAUAUGUCCUGGAAUUUGAAAACAUGAUAAUUUUGAGAGUAUUAGUUAUUAAUUCACACUCACAUUCUGCAGAUGCAUUUUGAAAAUAGUAUCCAAAAAAUUAAAAUAGAAGUCUACAAACUAUGACUUUCAAGUAUAUUUUGAAUCUAUUUUAUAUGAUAAAACAUGUUUAAAGCUCAAACUUUACUGUUUCUUACCUAAGGGAAUCACUAAUAAGAAAAAAGAAAAAUUAAAAUAUGAUUUUGGAGCAUCAAAGCAUAUAUAUAUACAGAAAGUAAUUUUCAAAAUGUUAAUGAUUUUUAAAAAGCUACACUCUAACCCUCUGAUUUUUGUAUUACAUAAGUAAUGUUAUUUUUAAAGUUAAGGUAUUUAGAAUGUUAUGCAAUCCAAUGUAAUUUUGUAAAUUUUUCUAGCUCUAACUUGAACUCUGCAGGAUCAGUGCCUAAACUGUUGCAUCUUGAAGCAACGUUUCGUAGCAUCAGUGUUGAAAUAAUCAGUAAUUAUGGGAAAUACCGUGUAUAUGUCCAAAGUGCAAUAAAAGGUUAACUACGUA
Taeniopygia guttata (zebra finch) is the source of this 6536-nucleotide messenger RNA. NCBI's taxonomy places the organism in Eukaryota, Metazoa, Chordata, Aves, Passeriformes, Estrildidae. The record is from RefSeq and is a predicted model, not a curated record.